Aethina tumida (small hive beetle) is the source of this 3976-nucleotide messenger RNA. Its product is annotated as centrosomal protein of 135 kDa. Lineage: Eukaryota; Metazoa; Arthropoda; Insecta; Coleoptera; Nitidulidae. The coding region runs from base 19 to 3927 and encodes 1302 amino acids. The transcript is spliced from 20 exons. The record is from RefSeq and is a predicted model, not a curated record.
UUUUAAUAAUUAACAAUUAUGGAAGUAAAAUAUCUGCGAAUACGUGAUGAGUUAAAUGAAUUAGGUUAUUAUCAAAAUUUUAAUAAAGAUUCUCUUCCACUUGUAGAGAGACUGUAUGGAGAUUUAAAAACAACGACAGAAAGCUUACAGAAAUAUAUGAAAAUAGCACAGGAUGCUAUUGAGGAAAGGGAUAAUUUACAAUUGGGAGCAGAACCAUAUAAAUGUGAUAAUGCAAAACUUAUAAAAGAGUGCAACGACUUACAUCUUGCAUUCAUACAGUUCAAAGAGCAACAUGAAAAAUCCCAAAAAGAUUUAAAAAGGCAAAUAAAUAAAUUAGAAGAAGAACUUGAGGAAGCAGAAACCGAAAAGCAACAACUGAAAAAAAGAAUACAAGGUUUAGAGUUCGAUAUAGUUGAACAAGGAAAUAUAAUAACUGGUAUUAAAGAGAAGAAAAAAGUGGUGACUGUGGCAAAGUCUCAAGCAAGUUCAAGAAGUCAGGAUAAAGAAUUCAGUAAAGCCAUGUCUGUGUCAGACACUAAAAUCAAAAACCUUACAAAGGAAAUCAAAGAUUUAAAAGAUUCUAAAUUAAAUUUGUUGGACAGAUUACAAUUUUGUGAAAAUCAGAUAAAUGCUAGAGAUAAGGAGAUAGAAAGGUUAACAGGGCUUGUUCAAGGAGGUAGGCCCUUAAAGGCUUUAAACAAAGACUGUUGUUACAAAAAUGUAGAUAAUAAAUGCCAAGCAUUGCAUGAACAUAUUCACAAGCUAAAAGAGGAGAACAUUUUGUUACAAAACAACUUAAAAGAUGCUGUUAAUAAACAACAUGAAGCAAUGAGAAGAGCUUUACACUUAGCUGAGAGAAACAAACAACUAGAAAAGGAACUUAAGGAUAUAGAUCAAAUAGCACUUGCUGUUGAAGCUGAAUGCAAUGAUGUUGUUAAGAAUAAAGCAGAAACUGUUUCGAGGUUACAGGAUAGAGUUAAUGAAUCUCUCAUUGUAAUACAAAAUUUGGAAAGGGAAAACAGUAGAUUGAAGCAAGACAAAGCAGAAUUGAAUUCAGAUUUGGAUUCAUUAAGAUUGGAGAAGAAUCAUUUGCAAAGAAUUUUAGAAAAAGAAGUGGAUGACAAGAAAACUUUAACUGACAAAGUGAACAACUUUACUAUUAUUGAGCAUGAUUUGAAUAUGGAAAUCGACAGGUUAGUAAGACUAUCGGCGGACCAGAAGAGGAAAAAUGCAGAACUAGAAUGUCUCAUUUCAUCUGAAAAAUUAAAAUCAUAUGAAUUUGUACCUAGUGCUUAUAAACAAACCAUAAGUGAAACCAUGGAAGAUCGUCAAUCAAGACAUUCUGGAGACAUAAAAUCGUCAUCCUCCAGAUCUCCAAUAAAAGGCCGAAGAUCAGGUACUUUGGUAAAACCCACGUCAAAAAUUACAUCAAGAUUCUCAGUAACAGAACCAGCCAAAAUUUCAAGCAGAGCCUCCCAAACCUAUCAACACAAGCCGUCAUGCCGAAUGUCUGAAGACAGCAACCUCCAAACUAACAUGAAGGACAUCAGUGAAACACAUAUCCAGGGAGAUGGAACAGUUCAGGCACCUUGUGGAUCGCAAAAUUGUUUAAGACAUAUGAGGGAAUUGCUGGACAAAGAAAUUGAUUAUAGGCAAGCUCAAGCAACGCAACUGUUAGAAACUGUGAGGCAGGAAAAGGACUACUACAUGAAAGAGUACCACAAACUUAUGGAUGAGAUAAAGGAUAGGCCAUCGUCGGGAAGCAGGUAUGCUGAUUUGAUGAAACAAAUCAAAGACCUUGAAAUUCUUAUUAAAUCACUGAAAGAUGAAAACAAGGCUCUUCACAUUGAAAGGACCAGCUGGAGGGACAGCAUGAUGAGUACUAAAAGUCAAACCAAUGACUGCCAAGAUCUUUUGAAUCAGCAAAGAAUCAAAAGAUUGGAACGGGAAAUCGAAAUUCUACGCGGGGAUUUGAAAAUUUUGGAGGAGGAAAGAGAUAAUUGUCGAAAAAAAUAUCAGGAUUUGCUAUGUCGAACUGAUAGUGAAAAAGAAAGGGUGAAGAAGGCCUUCCAAGAGAUGGAAAACCACAUAAAAAUGUUGGAAGAUGAAAGGCGCGAUUUGGUUAUAGCACAGGGAACGCAGAGAUCUUCCAUAUCUCAAUUGGAGGACAAUCACAAGACAUUAAAGGAAAAACUGCGUGCCUCGGAAGAUGAACUACGAGUUACUAAGGCCAAUUACAAUCAGUUAAAGAAUCUCCAUGAUCAAAUGGAGAGGUCAGUGUGUGAAUUACAAAAUCAACUGAGCAGGGCAGAAUCGGAAGCUGGAAGUUUGAAACAACAAAUGAAGUCGACUGAAAGGAUGACCAACCAAAGCCAGAACGAAGUGGCGACUUUGAAUAGUGACAUAUCACUUUUAAAGAAGCAACUUACCAAAAUUGACCAAGAGAAAGACGACCUUUUGAACGCCCUGGACGAGAAAACUGAGAAAAAUGCAGCACUAGAAGAACAGUUGAAGAGUAAAAAUAAAUCUAUUACCAGUUUGGAGGAGGAAAAGAAAGCUCUGAGCAAGAAAUUAAGUGUGUACGAAGAAGAAACCAUCCAUAAAGAUGUGGAGGUCAGGAGUUCUCGCAACGAGUUGCUCGCCUUACAGUCCGAAUUGGACAAGGAGAGGAAAAUAAAGGAGGCACUCACCAGAGAGAAUAGACGGUUGCAAGACGACUUGACCAGCGUCACAGUGGACUGUAAGGACGCGAGGAACGAAUUGGAAAUACUGCACCGACAAGUCGAAGAUUUGAAACGGCAGUUGCAGAUAUACGUUGCCGAAAUCAAGAGGACCGAAGACUUAAUCUCGCAAAAGGAGGUGGAACGAAAUGAAAUCCUGGAUCAAUUCAAGAGUCUGUCGGAGGAGGCCACAGCUCUGGAGACCAACAAUCACACCUUGGAAAAUGAAGCAACUCAAAACAAAGUUCAAUUGUCCGUGGCCUUGGACCACGCCUCAGACUUGGAGAGGAGGUUGGAGGACAAGAAUUCUAUAAUCAGGAGCUACGAAAAACAAAUUUCAGAGUUGACCACACAAUUAGCUUCAUAUGAAAUGCAAUGCAAACAAAGAGACUGUGAGCAGAAGAACUUAAGCGAAGAGGCGAGGGAGAUGAAGGACCUGUGCCUGAAGAUGGAUAAGGAAAAAGAUAAUUUACAAAGAGAAAUGCUGAGACGAGAUGAUGAAAUCCUCAAAAUCCAGCGAAGCUUGGAGUUGCUCAAAAACGAGAACAGGGAGUUGCAAGCCAGAUUGAAUAGAGAUCGUGACAAUUCUGAUGAUUUGGAAAAGCUAUUGUCGGAAGCAAGACAAGAUAUAAUCAACCAAAGGUUGGAGAAUCAAGAUUUGCAAAAUGAAAUUUCAAGGCUAAAGGCUGACAUUGUUGAUUUACAAGUUCGACUCAAAUCAGAAACGUCGAGUUCAGUGGGCUCACCAAGUGACAGAGGAAUCAUAUAUAAAAGACUUUCGUCUCCUGAAUCCGUGCCCGAAAGUACAGUAUCUUUGAAGCUAAAACUGGGUAGAGCUGACGUAACACCCACUUGUUGCCCAUUAUGCGGAUGUACCACCGUUAAAAACAAACAAAGCCGUAACGUCCAAAGUAAUUCAUAUUCGGACAAAUGUUCCUGCGAUAAGAACCCGGAGAGACCGGACCAGAGACGCAAAGUCAAAAAAUCAGCGAAACACAUGGAUAAAUUUACGGGGACUGUAGAAAAUCAACUAGAAGACAUAAAUGAAAGAGGUGAUGUGUCCCCAGUUCGUUCUAAACUCGCCUUGAAAAUAUUAAAAGAACACACUCCUUCCAAGUUUACCUGCGACCGAGGCUGCAUCAGGGACAUCAUAAAAAAUGUCGAAAGUAUUUGCAGCAAAAGCAUGGUCAACGUCAAAGAUAAAUAGACGAGCUGGUUGAUGUAAAUUUUAAUGUAUAAUAAACGUUUUAAUUGUU